Molecule: messenger RNA, 471 nt
Organism: Hyaloperonospora brassicae
Lineage: Eukaryota; Oomycota; Peronosporomycetes; Peronosporales; Peronosporaceae
Source: the annotation of a GenBank genome assembly
AUGGACGACGACAGCCGCAUGAGUGACACGUCGAGCAUGCGCAACCGCGGACAGCGGCAGGCAGCGUCGACAGUGGGGGACUUGGACGGCGUAGGCGAUGCGUCCUCUCUCUCGGGGUCGCGCAUCCGGCCGCAGCUGCGCUGCAACGCGUGCUGGGAGCCGAUCCUGCCCGAUGCGCAGUCGGCCGAGACGUGCUACCGCACAAGCUGCGGCCACUUGUUCUGUGAGAAAUGCGCGUACAAACACUUUGGACAGGGGCGACUCGAGUGUCCUGCGUGUCAAGUCGACCUGAGUCAAGCACGCGGCGGGAUCUCUGAGACGUACACUUUACAUGCAAGAGACACGUUCGUUUUGUUUGGAUGUUUAGCUACUGACAGUGUUACAGAACGAUUCACGGCGUUGCAGAUCCCAAGGUACGGGAGAUCCACGUCGACUCUGGUUGAGCUGGUGACCAUACAAGACUUAUCGUGA